UUCUUGUUCUCAUCACUUCCUUUGCUGCCGUUUCGUGGGCCACAAUUUUCGCUACCAAUUUCCUUUUUAUAGAUCUGAACAGAAGAAAAUUCAUUGAAAGAUCUGAACAGGAGAUAGCAAGCAGAUCUAAAGGUAUACAAUUUGGGCCUUUUUUUCUUCUUCUUCUUCAUCGUCUUUUCCCUUUAAUUAUUUGUUGGUGUUUCAAAGAUAUCAUGGCGAAGGAGUAUCGAUUGCCUUUCAAGGUUGGGCAAUUGGCUGAAGCACAAUGUUUCGAGAAUGGAUUUCGUGGUGCAUGGUUUCGGUGUAAGAUACAGAAGAUUAGCUGCAGAAGAGGACAUUGGAAUGCACUCUUGGAAUAUUUUGAUUAUCCAGAUGAAAAACAUACUUGGACCAAGCUGUAUCAAUAUCCUCCAUAUAAAGUUGGGAAGUCGAAGGAGAAAAGGCAACUAAUGCUGCGGCCGCAGUAUCCUUCUGUCAAGCUUAAAAAUGAAGUUUCAGAUGUCAGUUCAAUUUCUGAAGCUACAGUAGUUGCUGAUGGUAAUUGGCAGGUGGGUGAUUUGGUUGAUUGGUGGGCUAAUGGCUGUUAUUGGUCUGGGCACUUGACAAAGUUAUUUGGCAACGGUGAAGCUGAGAUGGCAUUGACACCACCUCCUGUGGGUGAAGGUGCAAUUUAUGAAGUUUCUUUCAAGGAUUUGCGCCCAUCCUUAGAUUGGUCUCCAAACUUUGGUUGGACUGUGCCUACAUCUCAGGAUGGUGAUAGUGUCCGUCGAUGUGCUCAACUGAUUCAACCUGUCAACCACGCCCUUGGUCGGUUUCCAGUUUUGGAAAUACAUUCUAUGGGUGAAGGGAGAAGGGACAGCCAAGCAAGAGCUGGAUCUUCACCAAGUCUCUCUUUCUCUCCUCAUUCAUCUGCAAACUUGUCACCAGCCUCUGAUGAAAAGAGGGAUUUUAAAACUUUCGAGUUAGCAAAACACCGGAUUGUUGAUCCUCAAGAAGAGGCUACGAACACAUCAAAGAAAGUCAUACGGUCAUAUAUUAGUUCUUGUUCUCAUACGGGAGACGAAUCAGCAAAAAAAUCCAGUUUGUUAGAUAAAGGUUCUAAUAGUUCCUGUAUCGGAGUUGAUUCGGAGAAAACCACUGGGCCAACUGAAAAAGUUAACUAUUCGAGUUGUCCUUUGAAGAAAUUCAGAACGGGUGAUGGGGUUCAGUUACAUUCAAUGGGUUCUGACUCGACGGAGGCAGCGAUUUUGGAUUUGGAGGAACUCGCAAACAAAAUUAAAUGGUUGAAAGGACUGCUCGAGUUCGGAGGACCUGUGUCUAAUGCUGCUGCAAGGCCUUCAUGGAAGUUCGUGGAACGUCAUACAUCUUCUGUAAAUAAAUGAUGGGAUGGUUUCGAAGUCUCCCGUGGCUCUCAAGAAAUGAGGUUUGAAGCUUCUAUGCUUCUCGCGAGUAUAAAAGUCCGUGCUGAUUUGAAACUCAAGCACAUCCAAAUGAACGGUUUCAAGUCCAAGCUGCAUAGCUCAACUCGAUAUUCUGGCUUCAUUUGGAGAUGAUUUAGAGAUGCAUUGAAGCGCGCUUAUUAUCUGCUUGAUGAGUCGAUGAUAUGUACUGACAAGUAAUUUGUGCUGUCGUAAAAAUUCUACAAGUUCGAUCGAUCGCAGGUUAUUGUGACCAUUUGCCGGCUGUUGUGGCCAACUGCUUUUUGGCAACAUUGUCUUUACCAUUGUUUAGUUUCUCCAUGAAAGAAGCAGCUUGUAUAGAGAUAUGUCAAAAGUGGAGAUGAUAAUAGUAUAGAUCUCUCUUUCAUUUGUCAAGGCCUGUGGUUGAAAGCUGUUUUUCUUUUUCACAAAUCUUGCCUUGAUCUGUGAGACUCAUUUGGGUAAUUCCACUUUUGUAACUUUGACUUUGCACUAUGGUGAAAUGUUUACUGAGUCCGGAGCCAAAA
Messenger RNA from Lycium barbarum (goji berry), 1945 nucleotides. RefSeq lists its product as uncharacterized. Lineage: Eukaryota; Viridiplantae; Streptophyta; Magnoliopsida; Solanales; Solanaceae. The transcript is spliced from 8 exons. The record is from RefSeq and is a predicted model, not a curated record. The coding region runs from base 213 to 1382 and encodes 389 amino acids.